Messenger RNA from Biomphalaria glabrata, 1801 nucleotides. RefSeq lists its product as uncharacterized. Bases 177 to 1253 code for a protein of 358 amino acids. The transcript is spliced from 8 exons. Lineage: Eukaryota; Metazoa; Mollusca; Gastropoda; Planorbidae. The record is from RefSeq and is a predicted model, not a curated record.
CGUACACAUCGAAAGGGGAGUAACCGCCGUAAUUAUACUUGAUACUUAAGUGGCAAGGGUUACGGGAAGUUAUGAAUGAAUUCUCAAGCACUCUGUUUCUGCGCAAGGAGCUUUAACAUUGAAAACAUUCUUUAUUGACUUGUUUCUUUACUAGUAUACAUUCUGUGGACACUAAAAUGAGAUACAGUUUAGAUUCAGUCCUAGUUCUCUUAUUCGGAUUAUUAGGGUUAGCUUAUGCCAGUGAAUUCUGCCAUCGAGGAUUUCAAAUCGCUGCCAAGUAUCAUGAAUGCUGGGAGUCUGCUACGUACGCCAACAGAUUUACAGAACUCUAUGAAAAGCAUGAGAGAUACACCCCAGAGUUUCUCCAGGCGUAUGCCACUCAUAUGUGUAGCGUGGUGAAACCCAAAGCCCUAGAAUGUCUGAGAAAACAGGUGGCUGAGUGCAGCAACGCACAGAAGUUAAUCAGUAUGGCAGAUGAAAGUGGUGGUGCUUGUGAGAAAAAUGGAUUGAAUCCCGCGUUCAAGCACCAUAUCAUCGAUCACCUUAAGACAGUGAAAGGGGAUUCCCCUUGUUUCACCAUAGCCGAUGACUCGUACAAGUGCUACGUCAAGGCUGGGGAACAGAUCAUGAAGAGCGGGGUAGACACGGUGGACAUUAGCAAGUUUUAUAAAGUGGCUGAUAAAUUUUUCGACAUUAUCUGGGAUUGCCUUAUUACAAUCUUCCGGUCCAAUUCGGACAUUUGUGAACAGUGGCAGCUUCCAAUGUUGUUAGCUUUACAGAAGACUGCCAUGCCCUCUUUAUUUGGAAUGAGACUAAACAACAAUCAAAUAGCCAAACUGGAGUUGGAAGAUGCCCGCAACAUCCCAGAACAAACCACGACCACGUCACCAGACGAGAAUGAAUGUGGACAGAAGAACGACAAGUACUUCAUCCUACUAAAGGCCUUGAUUCAAAAACCCCAGCCUGAGCCUGGAGAUCUGGUACUACAAGUGAACACAGGAGCCGGAGACAAUGGUCAACCUUUGAUCUCCAUAGUGAACACUGCACAAGACAAUCAGGAUGUUUACAACUUCGUCGACAUUAUUUCUGACAAAAAAGAGAAAAAGAAGAAAGAAAAGGAAAUUAAAACUUUCAUCCAAAGAAUUGGCAACGCCCAGAAAAAAGCGAAACAAGAGAAGAAAGGCCAGCAACCCAAACAAAAUAAGAAAGGAACGACAACCCCAGUCUCUGGUCCAGCAACAACAGUGUCUUAAAGUUAUUAUUUAAGCUCUAUAUAAUUUCAUUUAUUCCAUUUUUUUUCUUUAAAAUGAUUGAAAUGAUUCCUGUAACAAUGUUUUGUGGCAUCCAACCAUUGGGGGACACAGGCAAUAGCUUGUGUAGCCCAGCACUGAGGGCAGGUGAUAAUGAUUUAACCAUUUAAAGCAUUUUACUUUGAUUGACUAAUUGUCUGAAUUCGUUCAACAUUUAAACACAUCCUGUUAUUGUUCCUCCUGUCACACUAGACAUCACAAGGUUGGUCUGUGGCAUCAACAGAACCAUUCAAGUCUAUAGAUAUACUAAAUGUUCACUUUGUGAACAACUAACGCACAGCUUUAUAAAAUGUAACAUCUUCAAACCGAGUUGACCCUAUUCCCUUCAACAAUUGAUACACCACAUCGUCAAGCCAGUACAUUAUAUUGCACAAUUUGUUUAGUUUCUGCUUUGCUAGAUUUCAUACUUUUGAGGAAGUAAAGUAUAGAUUCAUAUUCGUAUUAUGAGACAUGUACAGAAACAAUUUCUACAAUAAUAAACUUUUUGUGUU